AUGUUGGCCAGGUUUGCUAUUCAAAAACAUGCCAAAAUCAGCCCAGUAUUGUGCAGAUUCUACUCGUCUCACGUUGGUAAGUUGUUUUUUUUUUGCAUUUUUUUUUGUUUUUAGGCUAAGACGUUGUAAAAAAUGGCGAGAACGGUGAACAAUAUUGACUCUAUUAAAACCCUUGUUGUUAAAAAAGGUCAUAACUUUCUUUACAGUUUUUGACAUGAUUUAAAAUUUUGGGGAAUUUUCAACGAUGGAUUGGGUUUUCUUUUAAAAGUUAAAAAUUUACGAAAACUUUCUUUACAACUUUAAAAAAACGCCAUUUUCUUGGUAUAUGCUUGUUUUUUGCCUAAAGUUUAUUUCUUUUGGUUAUAAUUUUUACCAAACCUUUAAUUAAUAACGAAUAGCUUUAAAUAAUUUUUAGCAGUUCAUAAUUUACUUUUUCUUAGAAGGAAUUCACCUAAAGGUUGCUUUUUAAUCAGGUGUUGACCUUAUUUUAGAUGCCGAUAUUGUUGUGAUCGGAUCAGGUCCCGGUGGCUACGUUGCUGCUAUUAAAGCCGCCCAACUCGGCAUGAAGACAGUGUGUGUCGAAAAGAAUGACACUUUGGGUGGAACCUGUCUAAACGUUGGAUGUAUCCCAUCAAAAGCCAUGUUGAACAACUCUCACUUCUACCACAUGGCCAAGCACGGCGACUUGAACAACAGAGGUGUGGAAGUAGAGCCAAAACUGAACUUGCAAACUAUGUUGAAGGCUAAAGAUAAUUCAGUUAAGGGAUUGACGAGUGGAGUUGCUACUUUAUUCAAAGCGAACAAAGUCACUCAUCUUAAUGGCCAUGGAUCCAUUACUGGCAAGAAUGAAGUAACAGUUAACAGAGCUGAUGGAUCUCAACAGAAGGUUAAUACUAAGAACAUUCUUAUUGCUACAGGUUCGGAAGUCACGCCUUUCCCUGGAAUUGAAAUUGACGAAAAACAGGUAUGUUGUAGUAGGUUUUGAUGGAUAAUGCUUUAAACUAACUUUUUGACCGGAUAAAAACUGACUUUUUAGUGACAGUAGUGAUGAAGCAGGGCCUUAUUUAUUGUAAUACGACUAUAUCUUUUCUAUUUUACAGGUAGUAUCAUCAACUGGAGCUCUCUCCCUGACCCAAGUACCAAAGAAGAUGGUAGUUAUUGGAGCCGGUGUUAUUGGUCUUGAAUUGGGAUCAGUAUGGCAACGUUUGGGAGCCGAGGUCACGGCUGUAGAGUUCUUGGGAAGUAUUGGUGGUGUCGGAAUCGAUGGUGAAGUAUCCCGAGGCUUCCAGAACAUGUUGAAGAAGCAAGGAUUCAAGUUCUUGUUGAACACUAAGGUUACGGGAGCUCAACGCAACGGAGAAAAUAUCACUGUAUCGGUGGAGGGAGCUAAGGAUGGGAAGAAACAAGAUGUAAGGGAGCUUUUUGAGUUGAUUUUGAAGUUUUAGGUCCAGUGCUAUACCUAUAACAACAUAAUUUUAGCUCGAAUGCGACGUUCUCCUCGUAGCCAUCGGCCGUCGCCCAUACAGCGAGAAGCUUGGCCUAGAAAACGUAGGAAUCCAGCUAGAUCAGCGCGGCCGCAUCCCGGUCAACACCCGCUUCCAAACCUCGGUCGAGAACAUAUACGCCAUCGGUGACAUCAUCGAAGGCCCAAUGUUGGCACACAAGGCCGAAGACGAAGGAAUUAUCGCCGUCGAAGGCAUCUGCGGAGGCCCAGUACACAUUGACUACAACUGUGUACCAUCGGUCGUAUACACACAUCCCGAAGUGGCGUGGGUGGGCAAGAACGAGGAACAGUUGAAGCAGGAGAAGGUGGCCUACAAGGUCGGUAAAUUCCCAUUUGUCGCCAACUCGCGAGCAAAAACCAACAACGACACAGAAGGAUUCGUUAAAGUAUUGGCCGAUAAGCAAUCUGACAGACUUUUGGGUGUUCAUAUCAUUGGACCUGUAAGUUAUCAAGGUUUAUAUUACCAUCGACUGAAGUCUUCGAUUAUCCUUUAAUAAAUCUUCGUAUUAUCCAUGAGCCAAGCCUUAUAUUGCCCUUGAAUCAGGAUUUAUGCUACUCUUUAAUCAACCUUUAUAUCACCCUUGAAUCAACCUUUACAUCACCUAUAACAAUAUAAAUUAAAUCGAUUCGUUUCAGAACGCCGGCGAAAUGAUUGGCGAAGCCGUGCUAGCCCUGGAAUACGGAGCAUCGUGCGAAGACAUUGCCCGCGUCUGCCACGCUCACCCCACCCUAUCCGAAGCCUUCCGAGAAGCCAAUCUGGCCGCCUACGCCGGCAAACCCAUCAACUGCCCAUAG
Messenger RNA from Bursaphelenchus okinawaensis, 2299 nucleotides. The record is from the annotation of a GenBank genome assembly. Lineage: Eukaryota; Metazoa; Nematoda; Chromadorea; Rhabditida; Aphelenchoididae.